CAAGUCAGAAAUGCCAAGUUGCAUGUGAUUGAAACUGAGAUUACUGCACUCUUUAUUUUUCCACCAUAUAAGAUCUUGAAUCAUGAAGCCUGCAGCUCUAGCAGAUGUUCAGGAACUUACAAAAAAAAUUGAAGCUGUUUCUGAUCAGAUCAAGUACAUGGUUAUUAAUGAAAAGACAAUCAGAAGAUAUUUAAGGGCUUUCCGGAGUGUUGAUGCAGCUUACGAGAGAAUACUAGAAACAGAUGCAUGGCGAGGAAAGUUUGAUGUCACAGCCAUUACCGCAGAAUCCCCAAGCAUUAAAAGAGUAGAAAAAACAAAAAUUGCUGUGAUCUUAAAUGAACGAGACAAGAAGAAGCGACCAGUGAUCUACGUUGCUGUUCGAAAUCACAGCAUUUACAACCGUGAUGUUAAUGACAUGACCCAAUAUAUUGUGUACAUCCUUGAGGAAACUUGUAAGAGAUGCAUCGAGGAAGAAAUGGAUAACUUGUGCAUUUUGUUUGACAUGAAGAAUUUCAGUCUUUCCUGCAUGGACUACCCAAUGCUUAAGACUCUGUUUGAGAUCAUGACAGACCACUACCCUGAAAGGCUGGGUGUUUGCUUGAUUCUGAAUGCACCCUUCAUCUUCUCUACCUGUUGGCCCAUUAUCCGUGCCUGGCUCGAUGAAAAUACAGCCAGCAAGAUACAGUUCAUUAAGCAAGUAAAUGACCUCAAUUCUUACAUUGAUCCUGGAGUCCUCCCACGUGAUAUGUAAGCCUUUGCAACUGCAGUGUAUUUUUUUGCUCUCUCUUUUUUUUUUACCUAAACCUCUACUGUUUCCAUAAACUUAAAUUUUUCCUAACACAUGCUUGCUGUAAUGUGCUCUGUUGAAGACAAUAAUUAACCUCCCUCAGAUUUUCUCUACCUCAAUGCCUGUAAGGUAACUCAUAUUUACCAUUUGCUUUGGUUAUAAUUGUCAGAUGGCUGUCUAUUUUCAUUUUGCUAAAAAAGUAAUGCAAGACUAGUUCAGGAUGUACUAUAGUCUCUGUGUAUCAUUAUGGCAAUUUUGGAAAGUAUGCUCUUCAACAUGAAAUGUGAGCUAUUUUUCACAUGUAGUAUAACAUUUCAAUAUUUCAUUUUAAGCUUUUUGAUUUAUAAAAAUGGCCAGUAUUGAUCCAUUGUAUAGUUUAUUCAUAACAGGUAUUCUGGUUAUUACCUUCUGACUAAGAAUAAAGUCCAAAUUAAUUUUCAGACAUCUUUAUGGGAUAAAAAGCAUAGUAAUUAAAUUUUGGCAUAUCACCAAAGAGGUCACCUGCAAUAAAUAAAUCUAACCCUCUCACUCUGGGAUGACAUCCCAUCACGUCAUGCCUGACCUUCCCACUGGGAUGACGUACCAUCACAAUAUAUGCAAUUGAAGCUGUUCUAAAUUGUGCAUGCAAUACAGUUUUCUUGUUUGGCCCUGGAUGGUCAUUGAGACCUUCAAAGGUAGACCUAUAGCUUUGUUCAACCCUUAUUAGCUAAGGAAAAAUUAUGCCACUCCUAAAAAUAUGUAAAACAAGGUAAAUCUAUGCUCCUGCACUUUUAAUUUUUUCAUCAAGCUACAUACUCCAGUAUGUGAUUAGGUAUGGCAUUGGGAGCUUCCAUUCUGAAAAGGUUAAUACAUUUACUGAUCCCAUGGUUCCAUGAUGUUUCCGCAGUGGCAAAGGUCAGUGCAGCAGAGUGAGAAUCUGGAUGUUUGUCGUACUCCUCAAACAUUGUAUAUAUGACCAAUAAAGUUUUGUGCCAUGGGUGGUACAUAUGGUGAUGCAUCAGUCUUAACAGUCUGAGCAGUGCCACAUGAGCCACCUGUAGUCAUAAAAUCCUAUGGUGGUGUACCAUAGAGUAAUUUCACUGAAACUAGAUAAAACAUAAUGUUCUUUUGCAGUCAUUCCUUUGCUUCAUAAUAAAAGAAUAUAUGAAUCCAUUUUCAAGAAUACUAGUUUUAUGUGGUGCUGUGAUUGAGACUUUUUUUAUUUCAUUUUCUUGUUAAAAUUCAUAGUUCUUUUUUUAUUUGUAAUAGCAGUGUAAAGAAAAAAUGCAUUCUACUUUUAUUAUCACUAAAAAGAAAUAUAAUUGAAUUUCAGAGGAUACUAAAUUUGCCUAUCUAGAAUUAGAGAAAGCUAUAACCUUUUUUGUAAGGUAAUAAUCUAACAUUGCUAUGAAUUGAAAUCUUUCAGUGUUAUAAUUUUGAGCAAAUUCAUAUUUAAGCUUUCUUUGAAUUAAAUGUUUAUAAGUCAGACAUUUGGGUGUAAAUACAGUAUUAUAUGUUUUAUUUUCCAUAAAUAAGUUAUUUUGUUAAGCAUCAGAACAGUAACCAUGCUUUUCCCAACCAAAUAUUCAAUUUAUUAAAUACUAAUCCUGAGUGAAAAAAGGUCAGUAAUGUAUCUUCAUAAUAGGUAUUCUGGUUAUUACCAACAUACUAAAAGUAAAACCCUAGUUAAUCUUUAGAUUUUUCUCUGCAGAAUAAAAUCAUGAAAUGAGGAACAAUAUAUUCAUAAUAAUUCAGUUAAGAUAGAGCAUUUGUGGAAACUUUUUACGGCAAAUAUUUAGGUUAAUUAAUUAUACUUUUCAGUUUUGUUAACAGGCCAACAUCUUCAGAAUAUUUGGACAAUUUCAAAUUAAAAAUCUAAUUUGUGUAGUAUAGGUACACAGAUAUUUGAUAUGAAAAUUCAAGUCCACCAGUGAUGGUAUUUUUAUGUACAGUAUGUAUAAUGGGGUUUAAGGGGUUUAAGGUCAAUAAUAAAAAAGUACUCAAGCACCAAAGACACAUUACCACAAGUCAGGUGUGUUACAUAUAGUUUUGAUAUACUUCUUAUUCCACUUACACAGAUAUUACUACAGUUUUAUUUGUAAAAAAUAAAAUUUGUUUCUUGA
Messenger RNA from Penaeus vannamei (Pacific white shrimp), 2889 nucleotides. NCBI's taxonomy places the organism in Eukaryota, Metazoa, Arthropoda, Malacostraca, Decapoda, Penaeidae. The record is from RefSeq and is a predicted model, not a curated record.